AAAAAUGUGAUUCCAUAAAAUAAUAAUUUUUGUAUUUGUUACUUUAACUUAAUAAAAAAUGAAUUAUAUUUUGAGACGAGAGAAAUAAUAAUUUUUAAGGUCACAUUUAAUAGACAUUGUUGUGAAGUAAACAAUAUAGGAAGUGCAAAUUGUAAAGAAACGGCCGAAAAAGAGGGGGCUCCAUCCAAGCCUAAUGAUGUAACCCAUAUGAUGAAGCUAAAAAAGCCAGCCAGUCCACAGUGGGUGACCCCCUCUCUCCUUGCCUUUGUUGAAAAGUGUUCCUUCAGCAGGUUUUUGGAACAACGCUCUCACUCACUCCCAAAACAGUACUCCUUUUUACUCACUCUCACCUCUUCCCCCCCUCUUCCUUCCUACUGGACUCGCACUGCAUUACUCAUAACUCCAAAGCCAAAAUAAAAUUGGAGGAUUAAUUACUACAGUGUGUGUCUGUGUGUCACUGUGUGAGUGUGUGAGAGCGUAGUAAAAAAAAAAAAAAAAAUCUCUUUUCCCCUCUUUCAUUGCAUUAAAGUGUUUGUCUUUGCGCCUGUCCUCCUCUGUGUGUCACAAAACAAAACCAAAAAAAAAAAAAAAAAAUAACCUUCUGAAAAAGAGUGCGCCGCGGAGGUGGCGCAACCUUAUGUCAAUAUCCCAUUCCUCCGAUAUUCCACCUCUGCUAACCUGCUCUCCUCUCGGUGCGCACUUUUAUGUAUCUGCAUAAUCACCCUGAAUCCCCUGUUUUUCCCCAUUUUAGCCCAUGGCCGUCGCUAAAGUUGUUUUCUUGCUUCUGUUUAUCUCCACCCGCUGCUUGUUUUGCGCCGCCGGCGAUGCCGAAACGCAGGCCGAGAUCCGAGCACUCGCGGCUAUCAAAGCUGUUUUACAUGACCCUUUGGGCGCGUUAGACGGGUGGGAGCCGUCGACCCCUUCGGCUCCCUGCGACUGGCGUGGGGUAUUGUGCUACAACGGCCAAGUUAGGGAGCUCCGGCUGCCUCGCCUCCAGCUCAGCGGCCCGCUCAGCCCACAAAUUUCUAGCUUGCGUAUGCUUCGUAAGCUCAGCAUUCGUUCCAAUUCCUUCAAUGGUACCAUCCCAUCUUCUCUCUCAAAAUGUGUGCUUUUGCACUCUCUGUUCCUGCAGUACAAUUCGUUUUCUGGCGACCUGCCGCCGGAAAUUUCAAACCUCACGAACCUUCACAUACUUAACCUCGCUGGGAACCGUCUUUCCGGUGGAAUCCCCGGUGACCUACCCAGUAACCUCCGUUACUUCGACCUCUCCUCCAACUCAUUCUCCGGUGAGAUACCCGGAAGCCUCUCGAAUGUUACACAGAUCCAGCUCAUUAAUUUAUCCUACAAUCAUUUCUCCGGCGAGAUUCCGGUGACUCUGGGAGAGCUUCAACAGCUGGAGUACCUCUGGCUGGACUACAACAACUUGCAAGGCACAUUGCCGUCGGCGGUGGCGAACUGUUCCUCCCUUGUGCACUUUAGCGCCGAAGGCAAUGCCAUUUCAGGCGUAAUGCCCCAAGCUAUCGGCGCUCUUCCUAAGCUUUCUGUGAUUUCCUUGUCACAUAACAAUCUCUCGGGUUUGUUGCCAGUUUCUUUAUUUUGCAAUGUGUCUAUCUAUUCUCCUUCCAUUAGAAAUGUUCAGCUGGGGUUUAAUGAAUUCACUGGUAUAGCUUCUGCUGGGCCCACUAAUUGUUUCAGUGUUUUGGAGGUUUUGGACCUUCAAGGCAAUAGAAUUAGUGGUAAAUUUCCUCCAUUUUUGCUGAAUGUUACCACUUUAACUGCAUUGGAUGUGUCUGGGAAUGAUUUUUCGGGUUCUAUACCUGGAGAGAUUGGGAACUUACAAAGAUUGGAGGAGUUGAGGAUGGUUAACAAUUCAUUUGAUGGUGAAAUCCCGUCUGGCCUAACCAACUGUAGAAAUUUGAAGGCUUUGGAUCUUGAAGGAAAUCAGUUGACCGGCGAAAUUCCUCCAUUUUUAAGUGAGUUAAAUGGAUUAAGGAUUUUAUCUCUUGGUGGAAAUAGGUUCACGGGUCCAAUUCGUCCCAGUUUGGGUAAUCUAACUCAGCUGGAAUCUCUUAAUUUAAGAGAUAAUGGCUUGAACGGAAGUUUGCCUGAGGAAUUACUUCAACUGAGCAAUUUGAGUAUGUUGAAUUUGGCUGGCAACAAAUUGUCUGGAAGCUUAUCUACCAAUUUUAGGAAUUUAAUGCAGCUUUCUGUACUAAAUUUGAGUGGGAAUAGUUUUUCUGGAGCUAUUCCAGCAAGUAUUGGAAGUCUGUAUAAGUUGACCUCUAUUGAUUUAAGCAAGCAGAAUCUAUCAGGGGAAUUGCCUGUUGAUCUCGUGGGUUUGCCUAAUUUACAAGUGAUUGCACUGCAGGAGAAUAGGUUAUCUGGUGAUGUUCCUGAAGGUUUCAGCAGCUUAAUGGGAUUGCGGUACUUAAAUCUUUCUUCCAAUGUAUUUUCUGGGAAUAUAUCAUCCACAUUUGGGUUCCUUAAGUCUCUGGCUGUUCUGUCAUUGUCCAACAAUCAUCUCUCUGGCCUAGUUCCACCGGAGUUAGGGAAUUGUUCUGCUCUUGAAAUUCUGGAUUUACACUCCAAUUCUCUCAGUGGGCAAAUCCCUACUGAUCUCUCUGGACUGUCACAUUUAGCUGUGCUUGAUUUGAGUAGGAACAAUCUCACAGGUGAAAUUCCAGUAGACAUUUCGAAUUGCUCAUCUCUGAAUUCUCUUUUAUUAGAGGGAAAUCAUCUUUCUGGUCAUAUUCCUGACUCAUUGUCAAAGUUAUCAAAUUUGACAACUCUCAAUCUCUCCUCAAACAAUUUGACUGGAGAUAUACCUGCAAAUCUGACUCUCAUUCCGGCUCUGAUGAAUCUCAAUGUUUCGAACAACAAUUUAGAAGGUGAAAUUCCUGAAUUGGUAGGUUCGAGGUUUAAUAGCUCUUCAAGUUUCACGGGUAAUGAAGCUUUGUGUGGGCAGCCAUUGGAUAAAAAAUGUGAGGAAGCGGACAAGGGUGAUAGGAAGAACAGGCUAAUCAUGUUUAUUGCUGUGGCUGCAAGUGGUACUUUGUUGGUGUUAUCUUGCUGUUGUUUCUAUGUUUACAGUCUCUUGAGGUGGCGGCAGAAACUCAAACAAGGGGCAACUGCCGAAAAGAAGCAUAGUCCAGCAAGAGCCAGCACUAGAACAAGUGGUGGCCGUGGCAGUUCAGAGAAUGGAGGUCCAAAACUAGUAAUGUUCAACAACAAGAUCACGUUGGCAGAAACGAUUGAAGCAACCAGGCAGUUUGACGAGGAAAAUGUGCUGAGUAGGACUCGAUACGGGGUGUUGUAUAAGGCAUGCUACAAUGAUGGAAUGGUGCUCUCAAUUCGCAGGCUUCCAGAUGGAUCAUUAAGUGAGAACAUGUUCAGAAAAGAAGCUGAAUCACUUGGCAAAGUGAAGCACCGGAACCUAACAGUCCUCCGUGGAUACUAUGCUGGCCCUCCUGAUGUCAGGCUUCUAGCCUUCGACUACAUGCCCAAUGGCAAUCUAGCCACAUUGCUCCAAGAAGCAUCCCACCAGGAUGGUCAUGUCCUAAAUUGGCCUAUGCGGCAUCUCAUUGCACUUGGAAUCGCUCGGGGGCUUGCCUUCCUUCACUCAUCCUCAAUCGUUCAUGGAGAUGUCAAACCACAGAACAUUCUCUUCGAUGCAGACUUCGAAGCUCAUUUAUCAGAUUUCGGCCUAGACAAGCUCACUAUCGCGACCCCAGCAGAGGCCUCAACUUCGACUACAGUAGGAACUCUAGGUUACAUAUCACCAGAGGCAGCAUUAACAGGCCUCACCACUAGAGAAUCCGAUGUUUACAGCUUUGGCAUUGUGUUGCUAGAGCUACUCACAGGGAAGAGGCCAUUGAUGUUCACUCAAGACGAAGACAUUGUGAAAUGGGUGAAGAGGCAACUACAAAGAGGGCAGAUUUCGGAACUCUUAGAACCAGGGUUGCUUGAGCUGGAUCCAGAAUCAUCAGAAUGGGAAGAAUUCUUGCUAGGAAUAAAAGUGGGAUUGCUUUGCACAGCACCAGACCCUCUAGACCGACCCACCAUGGCUGACGUCGUGUUUAUGCUGGAAGGAUGCCGAGUUGGCCCUGAUAUGCCCUCAUCAGCUGACCCCACUUCACAACCUUCCCCUGCUUGAAGAGUAGAACCAAAAAAACUCCAUCAUCCAGUUAUUUUUUUUGUUUUUUUUCCUUUCUUUCCAUUAGUAGAUUAAAAAUUUUUUCGGGCGGGAGGCAAAACAAGAAAAAGAAAAAUUGUAACAAUGUGGGGGUAGAUUUAGCAUUAUCCAUGGUUUGUUUCAUUGCUGUUAGACAUUCUGAAAUCUUCAAUAUUUUUCGAUAUUGAGAAUUCUUUGGUGUAAUUUUUAUAAGUCAUGAAUGAAGCUUCCUCCUCCUAAAGCCUAUUACUAGUUUGUAUGGUCUCGGUCAUGCAAGAAGGCCGGGAUUUUGUUCGGACCACCGGGAAAGUGAUGUGUAAACUGAAAACUAUAUAUAUAAAGAUCCUCUUCCUUUUUUCCCCC
This is a messenger RNA of Oldenlandia corymbosa var. corymbosa, 4534 nucleotides long. Lineage: Eukaryota; Viridiplantae; Streptophyta; Magnoliopsida; Gentianales; Rubiaceae. The record is from the annotation of a GenBank genome assembly.